Corapipo altera (White-ruffed manakin) is the source of this 590-nucleotide messenger RNA. Its product is annotated as putative pleckstrin homology domain-containing family M member 1P. The record is from RefSeq and is a predicted model, not a curated record. The transcript has 4 exons. Lineage: Eukaryota; Metazoa; Chordata; Aves; Passeriformes; Pipridae. The annotation marks the transcript as partial.
GCUGCUCCAGGCAGAUCGGCUUCUCCUUCGCCAAGCCCAGGCUCUGCGCCUUCUCCGGGCUCUACUAUUGCGACAGCUGCCACCGCGAUGACGAGACCGUGAUCCCCUCCCGCCUCAUCCACAACUGGGACCUGACGAAACGAGGGGUGUGCAAACAGGCCCUCAAGUUCCUCUCCCAGAUCCGUAACCAGCCCCUGAUCGACCUGAAGCUGGUCAACGAGAGCCUCUACGAGCACGUGGAGAGGAUGGGGCGGAUCCUCCGGAGCAGGGAACAGCUGAAGCUGCUGGGGGAUUACCUCAUCAUGUGCCGCAGCGGCGCCCUGAAGGAGCUGAGCAAGCGGCUUGAUCACAGGCAUUACCUCUUGGAGUGUCCCCACAAAUACAGUGUCACUGAUCUGAGGCAGAUCGCCGACGGCGUCUUCGAGACCUUCCUGCAGUCCCUGCUCCAGUUUGCGUCCCACCACGUCUACAGCUGCGACCUGUGCACCCAGCGCGGCUUCAUCUGCCAGAUCUGCAACAGCAGCGACAUCAUCUUCCCCUUCGAGUUCGACACUACCACCAGGUGAGCCCCCCCUCUGCCCCCUGCAGCC